AUGUACGACUACCCAGAGCUGAAGCAGAUGAAGGUGCCUCUCAAGUCAGCUCUUUUCCAACUCACAGGUAUAUGUGCCAAGAUGCCAGACCUUAUCCGCUACCGUCAAUCCCUGUGGAAACCUACCGAGUCAACGACGGUUUCGCCCGGUUUAGAAGACAUCACAGAGGAGUUCCGCCGGACGGACCAGGAAGCAGGCACCAUCACAUCUGGCUUUCUCAACAAGAUGUUUGAGCUCGGCGAGGCAACCGAGGAGAAAGACCCAACCUCGAUCACAGGAACGAGUUACCACAUCUCAAACCUCCAGGCCGCACAGGGCCUCAUCGCCUUCUUCGGCUUCCGCGUAUGCAUCCUCCGCAUGCGCUACGACUGGAGCUGCGCCCACGGCCUCCCCAACACAACCGAAUUGCUCAGGGAUCUGAAGGCGCUCUGUGUGCAAGUCUGGAACUUCAUCCCGUACUUCUGCCGCUACGAGGCGUUUGUCGCGGUGACGUCCUCGCAAAGGGGCAUUAUACUUACAUAUGAGUUGGCCACUCUCGAACAAAAGGAGCGGCUUUUGGACAUCUACAUAGAUUUGGACAGCUACCGCAAACGGCUCCCCGAGGACCGAGCUUUGGUUGAGAUGGAAAUCGUCUCACUGGCUAGAUUAAUGACAGGUCGUAUGCCGCUACAAUGA
This is a messenger RNA of Clonostachys byssicola, 675 nucleotides long. The record is from the annotation of a GenBank genome assembly. Lineage: Eukaryota; Fungi; Ascomycota; Sordariomycetes; Hypocreales; Bionectriaceae.